This is a messenger RNA of Microthlaspi erraticum, 1401 nucleotides long. NCBI's taxonomy places the organism in Eukaryota, Viridiplantae, Streptophyta, Magnoliopsida, Brassicales, Brassicaceae. The record is from the annotation of a GenBank genome assembly.
AUGCCGUACGACAGAAUCAGCGCAUUGCCGGAUUCUCUGAUUUCUCAGAUACUCUUAUAUCUCCCGACGAAAGACUCGGUGAAGACGAGCGUUCUAUCGACGCGAUGGAGAAACCUCUGGCUCGACGUUCCAGGUCUAGAGCUCCACUCGACUGACUUCCCUUACUAUGCCAAAUCUCGCAUCAAGACCUUCACCGACAGAUUCCUCCACUGUAACCGCGAGUUGAGCCUGCACAAGUUCAAAAUCAAGUACGACGAGUGCAAUGUGUACCUCUUCGGAAUCAGCGAGUGGUUCGCCGCAGCGAUUAACCGUGGAGCUCAGGUUCUCGACGUCGACACAUACCGGCGUCCUUAUUUCAAAGAUGUCAUGCCUCUGGAGAUUUACAAGAGCAAGACGUUGGUUUCCUUGAAGCUUGUGAACGUGGGGAUGCCGAAUCCGGGGGAGUUGGUUUCUGUUUCUCUGCCUUGUUUGAAGACGAUGCAUCUUGAAGACGUUGUGUACAGUGAUGAGGAUCCUCUGAUCUUGGAGAAGCUAAUCUCAGGGUGUCCUGUUCUUGAAGAUCUUACCGUGUGCAGGGCUCUUGAUGAUAAUGUGCCGAUUCUUCGCGUGAAAUCUCGGAGUCUCAAGAGGUUUUGUGUAAAGUCUGGUGGUUUUAGGAAGGACGUGCCUUAUAAAGAGUAUGCGGUUGAGAUUGAUGCUCCUGGACUCGAGUAUAUGAGCUUCAGAGAUGGACACUCUGGUAGAGUUUUGGCCAAGAAUCUGACUUGUUUGUUAAUGGUUGAUAUUGAUACCGGGUUUAAUGUUCUUCUUGGUAAUGUCACUAUGGAAAUGAGGAAAGGUAUUGUCCGUGAUUUCUUCACCGGUGUUUCUAGUGUAAGGCAUAUGAUCAUCUCUCAGCGUACAUUGGAGGCUCUCUAUCGUUGGUUGAAGCUUGGAACGAUUUCCGUAUUUCAGAACUUAUCUCGCUUAGAGGCUUCCUUCUGCACCUUCUUGUUACAAGUGUUGCCUCGUUUUCUUGAGAGUUUCCCGAAUCUAAAAUAUCUCACUUUGUACCUAGUUCAUACCGCUGUGCCAGAGCCAGAUAAGCUUGAACCUACCGUUGUGCCUCGGUGCUUACUGUCGAGUCUCGAGCGUGUUGAGAUUAAAGAAGUGAUUACGGAACAAGAUACUUUGUGGAAUAAGACCAUCAGUAAGAGAACCGCAACAAGACUAUUGAGGGUCAAGAAGAGUCACUGGAUGAAAGCAGUGAGGUACAUUCUCGAGAACUCAUUAGUCCUCAAGAGACUCAUUUUGUGUUUCUCUCCUUUAACCAACCAAGUCUCGGAUACCUCCAAGGAGCUUAGUACAUUCACAAAACGUUCUCGCAGAUGUGAAAUCUUCAUUCGUGUCCCAUAUCUUUGA